This is a messenger RNA of Boeremia exigua, 1140 nucleotides long. RefSeq lists its product as uncharacterized. NCBI's taxonomy places the organism in Eukaryota, Fungi, Ascomycota, Dothideomycetes, Pleosporales, Didymellaceae. Bases 1 to 1140 code for a protein of 379 amino acids. The record is from RefSeq and is a predicted model, not a curated record. Gene Ontology annotation, molecular function: zinc ion binding; oxidoreductase activity. The transcript has 2 exons.
AUGCGGGCGGUCGUAUGGAAUGGUUCCAACAUCAAUGCCGUCACCGUAGAAGACGUACCCAUACCGACACUCCAAGCUGAUACCGACGUCCGUAUCCGUAUAACUACAGCCGCGAUCUGCGGAACGGAUUUGCACGUCAUCCAUGGUCUCAUGGGAAGCACACAGCCAUCCUGGGUUCUUGGUCAUGAAGGUACCGGUGUCAUCGAGUCUGUUGGCAGCGGAGUAAAUAAUCUAAAAGUCGGAGACCAUGUUGUAAUUCCAGAUGCUUGGCAUACUGGAGCUAUCAACAUGGAUCUUGCUGUGCCAGAGGGUCAGUAUGGCCAAGGUCUUGGGCUUGGUGAAGAUUUUGGGAGCUACUAUGGAUGUCAAGGCGAAUAUGUGGUUGUACCCUACGCAGAUCACACUCUCUGGAAGAUCCCCUCGGACGGUGGUGUCAACACCACUAAAGAAAUCGACUACCUUUUCACAUCGGACAUCUUCGCCACAGGCUGGGCAGCUCUUGAGUAUGCUGGAUUUCAAGCCGGUGACACAGUAGCCGUCUUUGGCGCUGGAGGAGUUGGUCUUUUGAGUGCUCAUUCUGCCUUGAUCCGCGGUGCAUCGAGAGUUUAUGUUGUAGAUUGGAUCCCUUCACGUCUUGCUCAGGCUGAGUCCAUUGGUGCUAUACCUAUCAGCUUGAAUGGAACUGAUCUCUCGGCUGUGGAACAAAUUCUCCGUCUUGAGCCAGAGGGCGUGACACGUAGCGUGGACUGCGUAGGCUAUGAAGCAGUCAAUGAGAAUCUGGAACGUCAGCCCAAUAAGGUCAUCCUAGACAUGGUUGCUGUAACCUCUGCACGGGGAGGCAUUGGCUCGGUCGGCGUCUACGCUUCACCCGGUUCGACGCCGGGAACCCCGCUGGGAAAUAUCUCGGAUACAGUCGAAUUCCCCAUCGUGGACUUCUUUGGAAAGCGACUGACCUACGGAAUUGGACCGGUAGAUCCCAAGAUGGAGGCUCCAUAUUUGACGCAAUUGAUUGAGACUGGAGUUGCUCACCCUGGAUUCAUUGUCACUAGUAUUAUCGACAUCGAAGAUGCUCCGGAAUACUACCAGCGCUUCAACGAACACCUGGAGACGAAGAUUAUCAUUAGAUUCCCGUGGGCUUAA